Molecule: messenger RNA, 3452 nt
Organism: Exaiptasia diaphana
Lineage: Eukaryota; Metazoa; Cnidaria; Anthozoa; Actiniaria; Aiptasiidae
Product: 5-oxoprolinase
Exons: 33
Coding region: 186-3452 (1088 amino acids)
Biological process (GO): glutathione metabolic process
Cellular component (GO): cytosol
Molecular function (GO): 5-oxoprolinase (ATP-hydrolyzing) activity
Source: RefSeq, a predicted model, not a curated record
UCCUGAUCUCAUGGUGGCCAUGACCUCAGCUCCAGCUACUAUUUGAGCAGCACGGAACGUUGUUUUCCUUGGCUACUCUUCUAUGCCAAAAAUUAGAUAAUAGCUGAAGAUUUUCAAAACAUUCYGAGAAGUUUUAAAGUUCAAGCGUUCAACCAGAUCAGCGGUUUGUCUGUUCAUUGUCCAAAAUGGAGUCCAGCGAUAUGAAAGGAGCGUUUCGUUUUGCAAUUGACAGAGGAGGGACUUUCACUGACGUUUAUGCUGAAUGCCCAAAUGGAAAAGUUAGAGUUAUGAAGUUGCUUUCCGAGGAUCCCGAUAAUUAUCCAGACGCWCCUCGAGAGGGAAUAAGGCGAAUAUUGGAAGAGGAAACUGGCAUCAAAUUUCCAGCCAACGAGCUGAUUGAUCCAACAUACAUAGAUUUUAUUCGCAUGGGRACAACUGUGGCAACAAAUGCACUAUUGGAGCGCAAAGGAGAGAGGAUGGCUCUUGCGGUCACCAAAGGAUUCAAGGAUUUACUCCAUAUUGGCAAUCAAACAAGACCUAAGAUAUUUGACCUCAAAGUGUUAUGUCCAGAAGUGUUAUAUGAAGAAAUUAUUGAAGUUAAUGAAAGGGUAAUUCCAGUACAAGAAGAUUCCAUGAUACCUGGAAACCGUGAAGUUGUUCAAGGUGCCUCAGGUGAAAAGUUUGAGUUAUGGGAAAGUUUUGACAAAGAUGCACUUAAAAAAGAUCUGAAGAAAGUGCUCAAGAAAGGAAUAAAGAGCUUGGCAGUUGUGUUGAUGCAUUCCUAUAUCUAUGAUAAACAUGAGAGAGAAGUUGGAGAGAUUGCAAGAGGACUUGGUUUUGAACAGGUCUCCCUGUCAUCUGUUGUUAUGCCRAUGAUGAGAAUUGUACCAAGAGGAUACACAGCAUGUGCAGAUGCAUAUCUCACGCCGUGCAUCAAGCGAUAUGUUUCUGGUUUUGCUUCUGGUUUUAAGGAUGGACUCAAGAAUCUAAAUGUUUUAUUUAUGCAAUCUGAUGGCGGUCUGACUCCUGUUGCAAGAUUCUGUGGUUCAAAAGCUAUCCUUUCUGGACCUGCAGGAGGAGUGGUUGGAUAUGCUGUAACCACAUAUGGCCGAGAAACAAACAAACCAGURAUAGGUUUUGAUAUGGGAGGUACAUCGACUGAUGUCUCUAGAUAUGCUGGCCACUAUGAACAUGUGUUUGAAACUACAACAGCAGGGAUAACUAUUCAGGCUCCUCAGCUUGACAUCAACACUGUCGCAGCAGGUGGAGGCUCCAUGCUUCAAAAUGCCGAAGAUGCUGUUCGUGAGAUGCUGAAAGUCAUGGGAAGAAAGUUCCAAGAAGAGACUGGAAAAACUAGUUUCUCAGCUGAAGAAUUCCUUGAUGAUGGAACACGAAUCAAGCUGACUGUCUCUAUUGAUGUGGACACGGGCAACGCGGUAUUUGACUUCGAAGGGACUGGGCCUGAGAUCUACGGGAACUUAAAUGCACCUCGUGCCAUCACGCAUUCUGCUAUCAUCUAUUGCCUCAGGUGUAUGGUGGAUCAGAAUAUCCCACUGAACCAAGGAUGCCUUUAUCCAGUCACUAUCAAAAUCCCUGAUCCCUGUGUCCUGUCGCCGUCUGUAGACGCGGCCGUUGUUGGUGGCAACGUGUUGACAUGUCAGCGAGUGGUUGACGUCAUACUUAAGGCUUUUAAGGUCUGCGCAGCUUCUCAGGGCUGUAUGAAUAUCACAGCAUUUGGUGAUGAUGCGGCUUACCAGUACAUAGAAACCCUGGCCGGGGGAUCUGGUGCGGGCUGUAUGAACAACGUGCUCUUUGGCGAUACUACUUUCGGCUAUUAUGAAACCAUAUCGGGCGGAGCAGGAGCGGGGCCAACUUGGAACGGUCGAAGUGGGGUACAUGUUCACAUGACAAACACGCGCAUUACGGACCCCGAGGUCCUGGAAAGCAGAUAUUUUCCAAAUAUCUUUGGGCCCAAUGAGGACCAACCUCUGGACAAAGAAGGAGCAUUGGAAGCCUUUACGAAGUUUACUCAAGAGGUAAAUGAUUAUAUUGCAAGCCAGCCUGAUGGAAAAGACAAAAAGCCCUACACUGUUAUGGACUUGGCUCUGGGAUUUGUGCAAGUUGCAAACGAAAGCAUGUGUCGACCUAUCAGAAAUCUCACAGAGGCACAAGGUCACGAUACAUCCAAGCAUGUACUUGCUUGCUUUGGUGGUGCAGGUGGACAACAUGCAUGUGCUAUGGCACGCUCCUUGGGAAUGUCGACAGUAUUUGUACACAGAUAUGCUGGUAUMUUGUCUGCAUAUGGUAUUGCGCUUGCUGACAUUGUUCAUGAGGCACAAGAACCUUGCACCCAUCCAUAUGAACCAGAAUCAUUUCAGUAUUUGGAUGAAAGAAUUGACAUGCUGAAAGAGAGAUGUAGAGAGGAACUAAUAAGAGAAGGACUUAGCAAAGACUGCAUCUCCACUGAAGUGUUCCUGAACUUGCGCUAUGACAGAACAGACUGUGCACUGAUGUGUAAUGCCAUCGAAGACAAAUCCAAGAAUUCAUGUCGUCAUGGAAAUUUUGAGAAAUCAUUUCUUGAAAGAUAUCAACGUGAGUUUGGUUUUGACAUUCCUGGACGUAAGAUUUAUGUCGAUGAUAUUCGAGUCAGAGGUGUUGGUAAAUCAUCUGUCAAUAUUAGAGGACCAGAUAACAAUCCUAGUGGACCGCCUAACCCAAAAAAGGUUACUCAGUGUUAUUUUGAAGAUGGUUUAGAGGAUACAUCAGUGUAUUUUCUUGAAGAGAUUGCAAGUGGUUACGAUAUACAAGGACCUGCAAUUAUCAUUGAUAAAACAAGCACCAUUUUAGUUGAGCCUCACUGCACAGCAUGUGUUACCAAGGAGGGAGAUGUUCGAAUUGAGAUAGGAUUACACAAGCAUAAAUCAAAUAUAGGAACAGAGCUGGACAGAAUCCAGUUGGCAAUAUUUUCGCAUCGCUUUAUGAGCACAGCGGAGCAGAUGGGAAGAGUAUUACAAAGAACAUCUAUUUCCACCAAUAUCAAGGAAAGAUUAGACUUUUCAUGUGCCAUGUUUGGGCCUGAUGGGGGCCUGGUAGCUAAUGCACCUCAUAUUCCAGUCCACCUYGGUUCUAUGCAAGAAACGGUCCAAUAUCAAAUAAGAAACCUUGGUAAUGACAUUAAAGAAGGUGAUGUUAUCCUUACUAAUCAUCCAGUAGCUGGAGGGACGCAUCUGCCAGACUUGACAGUUAUUACACCAGUGUUUUACAAAGGUGAACCAAAGCCUGUGUUUUACGUGGCAAGCCGUGGACACCAUGCAGACAUUGGAGGGUUAGCACCAGGUAUAUAUAUUAAUACUACCAAGAAUAGCUCUGCAAUUGAGGAAAAUGACCCUUUGAACAGCUAUCAGGAACACAUCAAGCACAUACAACUAUUACAUGCAAGAUUUUCACAGUAG